GCUAUGGUCAGAUGGGAUGGGGGCUUAGCCCCUGAGAACAUGACUCCACAACUGUUUACAGUGCUUUAGUUGUGUGUAUUUUCUUUGGGCUGUCUGCCCUCAUGGUUGUCUUAUUGAAUUUUAUAUGUUAUUCUUUUUUUUACCUUAACUUGCCUCUGCCUCUGAUUUCCUCUGUCAUUGUCCUUCCUUGCUGAUCAACUCUUACUUUCUGUCAGUUCUUUAUUUUUGCAUUCUCACUUUUUUAUUUAUCCUUCUAUAUUUUGUUAUAUUUCAACCUGAAAAAUGUUAAAGAUUUUCAACAGCAUUACAUUUUAUUCAUUAAUGUUACAUACAUACACAUUGACAUUAUAAGCCGUGUUAAAUUAUCAGUUAUAAAGUUUGGGAGAAGAGAUGUUUUAUUUUUAACUGAUGAAAGACGACGUUCAACGACUGAGUGUUGUCAACAGUGCCACCUGCAGGUCGGAGCCGAUACUGUACUUUUUGCAACCCGACAACCACAGCUGUUUUUAACGGAAAAUAAGCACUGGUCUACCGCAAAUAGACGUAAUUUGAGCAUUAGGAAAAAUUAUAAGUAAUAAUAAUAAAAUCGAUUACAUUUGUGAACUAAAAUGUUUUUAAUGCUCAAAACAUCAGAGGCUUUCAAUAAAAACUUGAGGGACUUUAUAACCCCCCGCAACGCCACUGGGCCUUCUGUCAGUUAUGAGAAUCGGAUAUGAGAUGGCUCUCCCCUGUGGAGGGAAGUGGAGAAUGCACUCGCUCGUCUACGUUGCGCAGUUUUAUAUAGUCACAUUAUAUUGAUUUACACACAAUCUCAUUUUUUAAACAAGAAAAUGGCUUAUAUAUAGUUUUUAAAAAAUCUCAUCGCGAUGGAUUGUACUCGUGAAGUUGUUGUUGUAACGGGUUUUGGUCCUUUUCGACAAUAUGUGGUGAAUCCAAGUUGGGAAGCAGCUAAGGGUCUGAAGAUGCUGGGACUUCCUGUCUGUUAUGCAAAAUCUCAACAAGUUCUUGAUGAUAUCUGGCAGAAGAUGAAUCCAAAGGUUGUUAUCCAUUUGGGCAUUGCUCCAGGAACCAAAGGCAUCACAUUGGAGCAAACAGGGAAGAACCACUGUUAUAAGGACAGAGAUGUUUGUGGUCUUUACCCUGGUAAUCACUGCUGUAUUGAGGGAGGACCAGAAAGGUUGGACUCCAUCGUAGACAUGAGGUUUCUCAGCAAACAAUUAAAAACUAUGGGAUUUGACGUCAUCUACUCCAGGGAUGCUGGACGGUACCUGUGCGAUUUUGUAUACUAUUACUCUUUGUACCAUGGGCGAGGAAAGGCGGCCCUGAUCCAUGUUCCUGCCACAGGCAGCCUGUCAGGCCCAGAUAGACUGGUAUCGCAACUUCAGACCAUCAUCCAGGUCCUGUUACAACAGCUGGGUACUGUGUUGGAUAUGCGAGAUGCACAGAGGAAAAAGAAAAUACAUGAAAAUUCUUCAGAUAUACAUUAAGCCAAUGGCAUGUAAAAAGUCUACCAUUUGGAGGUGAGAAAUAACUGAAAUAACAGGCCUUAGAUACAUAACUUACAAGAAGACAAGAGUACCAGCCAAGCCGUUUUACCAUCACUUUCUACCAAUCAAUGCAAUGACACAGAGAUUUUAUGUUUUUUUUGUGAAAGGAAAACAAUAAGUGUUAUUAAAGUCUUUUUUUCAGUACAGUAGAUCAAGGCCCCUUUUGAAAUUUGUCAGAAUGCCAAGCAAAAACAACCGUGGCGAUGACGUCUGUGAAACCUCAAGCUCAUUAUUGCAAUUAAAAUGCAUUCAUGCAUCUUUUCGAAACCUGAGGUUUUGCAGGUUUAUGAAGAAAUAUAAUAAUAGUUGAGAAAUCGUUCAGUCAUUCCACCUUCAGGUUUGCCUUAAACCUGUAUUUCAUCAUAUGCUAUUUCUACUGUAAACUUGUCUUUUUUUAAAUUCUAGUCAUGUUCUUUCUCUCUGUGUCAUGACUACCCGUAAUCUACUGGACAUCGCUGUCCUAUUUAUGUCUGUGUGUAAAUGUGUAUAGAUUGUAACCUACUUGUAACUAAGAAACCUUGGCAGCAUUCAAUGAAAACUGACAUUCACUUUGCAA
Molecule: messenger RNA, 2103 nt
Organism: Misgurnus anguillicaudatus (oriental weatherfish)
Lineage: Eukaryota; Metazoa; Chordata; Actinopteri; Cypriniformes; Cobitidae
Gene: pgpep1l
Product: pyroglutamyl-peptidase I like
Biological process (GO): proteolysis
Cellular component (GO): cytosol
Molecular function (GO): pyroglutamyl-peptidase activity
Source: RefSeq, a predicted model, not a curated record